Ectocarpus siliculosus is the source of this 673-nucleotide messenger RNA. The record is from the annotation of a GenBank genome assembly. Lineage: Eukaryota; Phaeophyceae; Ectocarpales; Ectocarpaceae.
CGAAGGAUAAUAAAGAGUUGGCUGCUUGCCGGUGUUUGUGUGAACCCGGAAGAGGCAAGGGGGGGACUACUUCUGAGGGCGGUUUUGACUGAUACGCUGGGACGGACGGGAGGAGUGAAAGGUGGCGGGGGAGGCGUGGCGUGUCUGGUUGUCGCAGGCGCUUGAGGACGAUUUUUUUGUGGGAAGAGGGAGCGGCGACGGCCGGGGCACAACUUGUCUCGAAUUCACACAUCAAAUCGACUAUAGUUUUUUUGUAUUUUGGCUCCAACGUCCACACGCGAGAGAGAGACAGAAGAAACAGAGGCCAAAAAUCUCGGCGCUUCAGCUCGUUCGGAAGGGCUCUGGGUGAGUGCGGCGGCUAGGCGUUGCAGCCAUGGACAACACCGGGGGAGGCGAGCCGGACACGUCGGACACGAUAGACGUGCUCAAGUGCCUGCGGUGCGGCCAGGAGGGGUGCACAAAUGUGCCGGGCCUGGGCUAUCAGGGCGAGGGGCCGACGAUGUGCACGGAGCACGCGUCGCCGGCCAUGAUCCAGAUCGUCCACCUGAGGUGCGAGCACGGAGACUGCACCGCCAGGAGGACGUUUGGCUUCGACGGCGCCUCUGCUCGCCUCUGCGCCGUGCACAAGCUCGACGGCAUGGUUGACUUGAUGAAGCGGAGAAGCCAGUCGUGA